AUGGCUCCCCACACUUCAAACGGCAAAGUCAACAAAGCCGAUCAGCAGAAGCUCAACGCCCGUCGCCAAACCAGAAAGCGAAUCGCCAUCAUCUCCUUAUCUUCUCUCGUCCUCGCCGCAGUCACAAUCGCCGCCAUUCUCGGAACUUCCCACCGCUCCGAUGACAAACCCUGUACAGACUGCUCAACCCAAACACACUCCCAGCUCCCCUCCUCCGUCAAAGCCAUGUGCUCUCUAACCCUCUACCCCAACUCCUGCUUCGCCACCCUCAACUCCACCGCCUCCGCCCUUGUCCAACCCCAAGAUCUCUUCAGGCUCUCCGUCCAGGCCGCCAUGGCCGAACUGUCAAGAGCUUCCAAUUCUAAGUUCUUCUCCCGGCAGCCCGCUGACAAACUGUCCGCCGCCACAACCGAAAACUGCCGCGCCUUGCUAGUUCUCGCCGUGGACCACCUAAACAGCUCGCUGGCCCCCGGCGAUCUCACCGUCGCCGAUACCGUGGACAAUCUGAGAACCUGGCUGAGCGCCGCCGGGACUUACCUGGAGACCUGCAUCGACGGAUUCGAGGAAUUAUUCCCCAGCGGCGCGCCGAGCCACGUUCGAGAAUUCUUAAAGAACUCGACGGAGUUAACCAGCAACUCGCUCGCCAUCGUCACCAGCAUUUCGGAGAUCGCAAGGUCAGUGAGGCUAAGGCGAAGGUUAAUGAAUUAUGCUGAAGUGGAGCCGGUGUCGGAGUGGGUGCGUGGGAGUGAUCGGAGGUUGGUGGAGAGUACUUGGAAGGUGAAGGCGGACGCGGUGGUGGCGAAGGACGGGACGGGGAAUUACAGGAGCAUAGGGAAGGCGCUGAAGGCGGCGCCGACGAAGGCGAAGGAGAGGUACGUGAUAUACGUGAAGAAGGGAGUGUAUUAUGAGAAUGUUAGGGUUGAGAAAUCGAAGUGGAAUGUCAUGAUGGUGGGGGAUGGGAUGAACGCCACCGUCGUCUCCGGCAGCCUCAACGUCGUGGACGGCACUCCCACAUUUUCCACUGCAACAUUUGCGGUGUUUGGAAAAGGCUUCCUCGCACGGGACAUGGGAUUCCAAAACACCGCCGGAGCAAAAAAGCACCAAGCGGUGGCCCUGCUGUCCGCCGGCGAUCAAUCGGUGUUCCACCGCUGCCGCGUCGACGCCUUCCAGGACUCUCUCUACGCCCAUUCCAACCGCCAGUUCUACCGCGACUGCCUCAUCCACGGCACCGUCGAUUUCAUCUUCGGCAACUCCGCCGUCGUCCUCCAAAACUGCUCCAUUAUCCCCAAACUACCCCUCCCCGGCCAGAAGAACACAAUCACCGCCCAGGGCAAGUUCGACCCCAACCAGAACACAGGAAUUUCCAUCCAAAACUCCACAAUUUACCCCUCCGUCGAUCUAACGCCGUCGACCCAGACCUACCUAGGGCGGCCGUGGAAGCCCUACUCCACUACCGUGUACAUGAGGACGACAAUGGGGAAAUUGAUUGACCCGAGCGGCUGGUUGCCUUGGACCGGAAAUUCGGCGCCGGACACCAUAUUUUACUCGGAAUAUCAGAAUUUGGGCGCCGGCGCCGACACCAAGCAGAGGGCGAAGUGGAAGGGGCUGAGGAGCAUUACGCGGAAGGAGGCGAAAAAAUUUACCGUAAAGUCCUUCAUCAAAGGGGACAAGUGGGUUUCGGCGGCAAACGUUACUUUCCAAUCGGGUCUUUAAUCGACGAAUCGGGUCUUUCUUUUACGGGUCAAGUUUUUUGGGUUAUCUACAUCAUUUUUUUUUUUUUUUAAAUGUUUGGUUCAUUGAAUUGAAUUAAAAUUUGGAAUACAUUGAAAAACAUAAUACUGUUGUGUUUUUUGGAACCAAA
Molecule: messenger RNA, 1861 nt
Organism: Malania oleifera
Lineage: Eukaryota; Viridiplantae; Streptophyta; Magnoliopsida; Santalales; Ximeniaceae
Product: pectinesterase-like
Exons: 2
Coding region: 1-1713 (570 amino acids)
Biological process (GO): cell wall modification
Molecular function (GO): pectinesterase activity; pectinesterase inhibitor activity
Source: RefSeq, a predicted model, not a curated record